Molecule: messenger RNA, 848 nt
Organism: Mustela erminea (ermine)
Lineage: Eukaryota; Metazoa; Chordata; Mammalia; Carnivora; Mustelidae
Product: complement receptor type 1-like
Exons: 7
Coding region: 234-848 (204 amino acids)
Biological process (GO): negative regulation of complement activation, classical pathway
Source: RefSeq, a predicted model, not a curated record
GUAUAAUUUUUCCAUUCUUUGCUUCUAGGUAUCGAAUCAUUGGCUCCCCUUCCUCGGGUUGUCUCCUGUCGGGCAGUACUGUCACUUGGGAUAAGGAAGCACCUGUGUGUGAGGAAAUCUUCUGUCCAAAUCCUCCCUCUAUCCUUAAUGGGCAGCACACCGGACCUUCUCAGGGAGACAUUCCCUAUGGAAAGGAAAUAACUUACACGUGUGACCACCACCCAGCCAGAGGGAUGAACUUCAGCCUCAUUGGGGAGAGCACCCUCCGCCUCACAAGUGACGAUGAAGGGAACAGGAUUUGGAGCGGCCCUGCCCCUUACUGCGAACUUGCUGGUCCUGCAGAAUGCCCCCAUCUGCCCAAGAUCCACAAUGGGUAUUACCUUGAAAGACCUGCAUCUCCAUAUCUUCCUGGAAUGACUGUCAUCUACACUUGUGACCCAGGCUACUUGUUGGUGGGAAGAGCCUUCAUAUUGUGCACAAACCAGGGAACCUGGAGCCAAUUUGAUCAUUUUUGCAAAGAUGUAAAAUGUAUCAUCCCAGAGUUUAUGAAUGGAAUCCGGAAGGAGCUGGAAAUGAGAAAAGUGUAUCACUAUGGAGAUAAGAUAACUUUCGAGUGUGAGAAUGGGUAUACUCUGAAAGGCAAUCCCCAGAGCCAAUGCCAGGCAGACAACACAUGGAACCCUCCUCUGGCCAUAUGCACAUCUAGUAAAUGGAGCUGCAAGAAACGCACAAGUGCUCUCAUAGUCGGUAUUAUCUUUGGCGUGAUCUUCUUUCUUUCAUCUAUCAUUGGCUCUUAUUGGAUAAUUGUAAAGUGCAAAAAAAGGGACAGUAGUUCCAAGCUCACGUAA